GCCGCGGCUCCCUUCGGGCCCCGUCCUCCCUCUCCCCUCCGGCGGGCGGCGUUGCCAUGGCGACCGCGGCGGCCUAGCCGGCUCUGGCGCUCGGUGAGCGCGGCCUAGUGCGGCGUGCGGCGCCUCGGUCUCGCGUGCCGGUCGGCCGGGGGAGGGCCAUGUCCUUGGUGGCCUACGCCAGCAGCGAGGAGGAGGAGGCGGAGGAGGAGAUAGAGGCGGCGGCGGCGGCCACCGAGGAAGAGGCCGAGGAGGAGGCGGCGCCGGGCGGGAGGCGCGCCGGGCUCUUCUCCUCCCUGCCGCCGCCCAAGGGCAGCCCCGGCCCGACCUGGCUCCCCGCCGGCCCCGCGCCCUCCCCGCCGGCCCCACCGCCGCCCGCCCAGGCCGCCCUCGCCCCCGCCGCCGCGCCCGUCCCGCCGCCGGCCAAGCCCAAGAAGAGGACGCAGCCCGUCCGCAUCGCCGCGCCGCUGCUGCGCUCCCCCGACUCAGACUCCGAGGAGGAGGAGGAGGAGGAUGAGCCCGCGAAGAAGCAGCCGCCCUUCCAGGGCCACAGCGAGGGAUCCGGCUUGUCUGCUUUGCUUCCUCAGCCCAAAAACUUGACGGUGAAAGAGACAAACAGGCAGCUUUUGCUUUACGUUUUCUCUAAGAAAGUGUCGGAGAACUCCCAGCAGGAGCCCAAUCCGGCCAAAGUCCCAGCAUCGCCCUCCAAGCCAAAGGUGCCCCUGAAGGCAGCCUCUGCCGUGACAACGACAACUCCUUCCCCAUCCGCUAUCAAGGCAGCUGCCAAGAGCGCCGCUCUCCAGGUUACCAAGCAGAUCACCCAGGAGGAGAAUGACAGCGAUGACGAGGUGGCUCCAGAGAACUACUUCUCCUUGUCGGAGCCCGCCAUCCUCAGCCCUCAGCCCUACACUUACUCAGGGGGCAUCUUGCCAGAUGAUCUGCCCCCUGGGACAGAGCCGUGCCCGGAGCCAGAGGGCCAGGAUGCUGCCGCCAAUGCCCCCCUGGAAUUUAAGACUGCGCCAGGAGCAAGCUCUCAAGUUGCCCAUGGAUGGGCACCAAAGCCUGGGGAAGACUAUGGCAGCCAGCCAUAUAGCCAGUAUCCUGGCAUCACCAAUGCUUACUACCAGGAUUACUACAGUAGUGGCUACUACCAGGAAUCUGACCCAGCCAUGGAACCCCCUCAGGAAAUCAGUGACGUCUCCUCUUUCAUGGAUGAUGAAGCGUUCAAACGCCUGCAAGGCAAACGGAACCGUGGGCGGGAAGAGAUCAACUUUGUGGAGAUCAAGGGGGAUGACCAGCUGAGCGGAGCGCAGCAGUGGCUGACCAAGUCCUUGACGGAAGAGCAGAACAUGAAAUCCUUUAGCAAGAAAAAAGGCGAGCAGCCCACUGGGCAGCAGCGCAGAAAGCACCAGAUCACGUACCUGAUUCACCAGGCAAAAGAACGAGAGCUGGAGCUGAAGAACACGUGGGCAGAAAAUAAACUCAGCAGGCGUCAGACACAGGCCAAGUAUGGUUUUUAGGCUGCCCCGUGCCUGUGGCCAGCUGGCCCAGAAGUCUUUUGGGGCCCAGGUCCUGCCCCCACUACGUACUGCUUGAGGGCGAAGGGCAGUAGCGCUGGGUGGCCUGGCAAGGGAAGGGCUGGAGGCUAUGGAUGUUCCCCGGCCGUGCUGCCUGCUGCUUCAGCCAGUGGGGCCCGGAAGGGCGUGUCUGUCUGGUUGCUGCAGGGCCAUGGUGUCGCACAGCCAACACGAGGGCUUGAACUGUUGUGGGUGCCGCCUGCCCAGCUUCCGCCUCCAGGCAGUUUCUUUGCAGUGGCCAUCAGAACCAGGUGAUGAUCGAAUGAGAAGUGGGGCCCAAGCCUGCUUCCUUGCUGGAAGCUCCUUAGCCGGUGCACAUGGACUGCUCUCUGGAAAGAGGAGUGGAGACAUGGGCCACUUGGCUCCUUGGACCCUUUGCUCUCCCCCCUCCCCCCUCUCUCCAUGGUUUUUGUGUUCAUGUUCCAGGCCAAGCUUCCUUUCCUUCUCCUUGAGAAAAAUUUGUUUUUGUAGAUUAGAGACAGAAGCUUCCUUCUCAUUUCAGUUUAGAGAGCUGUUCGGACGGCAUCCUGGACCUCUGUUUCUAAAUGGGAAGUGUUCAGAAUUGUAGUGCAAAAUGUUCCAGGGAGUUAAUUACCCGCAAAGCCACAAGACACAGUGCUGUUACCACGAUUUGGACGGGUGGGCAGUGCAGUCCAGGCAGCCUCUCCUCUUGCAGUCCACAGCGAUCCGCACCUGCUCUGUCUCCUGCGGCCUCUUAAUUUGCAUUUCCCAGUCCAAAUUACAUGUCUGUGAGAGGGGCAGUGGAGCCAGCUUCUCUCCGCAAGGGCCGGGUCGGAGGGCUCCAGCGAGGCACAGGCCUGUGGGCGUGCACUUGUGUCCCUGUGCUUUGCUUGCUGAGCUGUGAAGCCUGCAGAAGCCGUGCCUGCCCUGUCCUUGUCCUUGUCCACCAUGCUGUGUUCCUCGAGGGCCAGUCACUCUUUCUGUUCCUCGGGGGAGGCUUCCACCCUGUUGGCAGAACUCCUGAGUGAUCGGGGUGGGGGCGGGGGCGGGGGAGGGCAGUGUCUCUAUUUAAGGGAUUUUUGUUUGUUUCUUUAAAAAAGGCCAAUUUCUAGUUUAUUUCCCUGGACAUUUUAGUAGGGUUUUUUUUAGUAUUCCAAAAAUAAAGCACCCAUUCAAUAAUUUAUUUGUAUCUUAUGAAAUUG
Molecule: messenger RNA, 2737 nt
Organism: Eublepharis macularius
Lineage: Eukaryota; Metazoa; Chordata; Lepidosauria; Squamata; Eublepharidae
Gene: PRCC
Product: proline rich mitotic checkpoint control factor
Exons: 7
Coding region: 159-1517 (452 amino acids)
Cellular component (GO): nucleus
Source: RefSeq, a predicted model, not a curated record